Molecule: messenger RNA, 1526 nt
Organism: Periophthalmus magnuspinnatus
Lineage: Eukaryota; Metazoa; Chordata; Actinopteri; Gobiiformes; Gobiidae
Gene: c17h1orf35
Product: chromosome 17 C1orf35 homolog
Exons: 8
Coding region: 496-1416 (306 amino acids)
Source: RefSeq, a predicted model, not a curated record
GACAAAACAUUAACAUGCGCGUGGGCGCCGGAAAUAUACGUCACCAGCAAGCGCCGAGACGUGUUUAUAUUUUAGCAUCUACAAAAAAAAAUCCCCGCGGUAUAGCACAGUCCCGUAUAUUUAAACAAACAUAAACGAAGGAUAUUUGAAGAAACGACCAAAGGAGGAACGCUAAAACGAGCGUCAACGAACUUCUGUUGACAUUGGCGUUGCAUUAGCAUAUUAGCAUAGCUAAAGAUAAAGGCGUCGGAGCAAGUCACGAAGGAAGAUUUGAUAUAAACUCGUAUUUACCGUGCUCUUUAGUGUCGAUCAAACAAACACGAGCCCGUUUACACCAUCUACGUCACUGAGUGCAGACUUUAAGUUGAGCCGGUGAAGGCCUGAAGGCGCAUUAGCCCCGAGAGCUAACGGAAUACAACCUCAGUCUCAGUCUGAAUCCGAGUGUCUCCAACCUCAGACCGAAACUCUUUCAGUCCGGAACUCUUCGUCUUUAAAAUGUUCGGUUCGUCGCGGGCCGGCGGGGUCAGAGGAGGACAGGACCAGUUCAACUGGGAUGACGUGAAAGUGGAUAAACACCGGGAGAAUUAUCUGGGGAACUCACUGAUGGCCCCUGUGGGACGAUGGCAGAAAGGCAAAGACCUGACCUGGUAUUCCAAAGACAAAAAAGGAGCCGCUUUGUCCAAAGCAGAGGAAAUGGCCGCCGUGAAAGCUGCAGAACAAGAGGCCAUGAUGGCAGCUCUAGGACACAAGAAUAUUAAGAGACAACCCACCGGCCUCACAAAAGAGGACCUGGCAGAAGUUUAUAGACGAGAAGAACCAGAAGGGGACGAGCGGAACGUUGACCGCAUCUCUGGACUGGGCAGUUCUAGUGGAGGGAGGAAGAUGGUGCUGUCUCAAAAGGAAAAAGAAGCUGCCAAAAUGGGGCUUCCCGUCUUCACUCAUCACAAGACAGAAGGUCAGCCUGAAACAUCCUCUGUAAACACAUCCGAGAAAGUGCAGAAGGAAGACGUGGAAUCGAGAGAAGAAAACAAAAAGAAGAAGAAGCACAAAAAAGAGAAGAAGAAAAAGGACAAGAAGGAAAAGAAGAAGAAGAGAUACAGAAGAGACUCAUCCUCAGAGCCAGAUGACAGGAAAAGGCACAAAAAGGACCACCAUCGUCAUAAUCCAUCAUACCACAGUCAGAGUGGAGCCAGACCCCAUGACAACCAUUCACAGAGGGGAGCAAAGGGCGGCGGGCACCUCUCCCACGGCGGGCACCCCUCCCACAGUGUGCACCCCUCCCACAGUGAUCUCAGGCAGAGACACGACACAGACUCAUCCGACGGGGGGUCUCCAAGGGCCCGGUUCAGGACGGCCCCCGACAGAGACCCACAAAGCCACAGGCGACGACACGACACGGACUCGGACUCGGACUAAUGUGAUACCCCCACCCAGGCCAGAGAGGAGCUGGACGCAGCCCAAAGAGUGUUCACUACGCGUAGAUGUAAUGUUUUUAACUAUUUUUGUUGUUUUAUUACCAUGGCAAC